Messenger RNA from Canariomyces notabilis, 2247 nucleotides. RefSeq lists its product as uncharacterized. The transcript is spliced from 2 exons. NCBI's taxonomy places the organism in Eukaryota, Fungi, Ascomycota, Sordariomycetes, Sordariales, Chaetomiaceae. The annotation marks the transcript as partial. The record is from RefSeq and is a predicted model, not a curated record.
GACUCUGGUCAGUUCGGCAGUAGUGCCGUGGACAACAGUCCCCAGUUUGGCGAUGCCCCUUCCAAAGCCUCUUAUCACCCGCAACACUACGUCUACACCAUCCCAGAGACACCUUUCCACUACCCAGAGAGAUGUGAGAGUGUAAUCAGCCGCUCCGACUCCGUUGAGAAGUCCCGGUAUGCCUGGUUGGAGGGGUGGAGAUAUCGCGAUACAUGGCCCAUGUACGCCAUGGUCUGCCUCGGCAUCAUCUUUGCCGGUUCUCACCACGCCUUCUACACUCACCUUGAUGGCAGGCCCGCCGACGACCAGAUCAAAAUGAUGCGGAUAGGCGGUCUUCUGUCAUACAUUGCCAAGUCCUCCCUUGUUGGGGCCGUUAUUUUUGCCUACCGACAACAGAUCUGGGUGACAGCGAGGAGAAAGAGACUGCAGCUGAAGACCAUUGACAGCCUCUUCGCUGCCGUCAAUGAAUUCAUGGCUCUGCUGAAUUGGGAGUUUGCCAGAAAUGCAAAGGUGGCCAUGGCCCUAGCGGUUCUUACAUGGCUGUUCCCGCUAACCGUUAUUUUGACGCCGGGCUCGCUUACCGUUGCACCUCUUACAGAGACCAUAGUAGGCCAAUGCAGCGGCGUCAGAACGCUCAACUUCGAAGCGGAAAAGGACAAGAACUGGAGGAAUUCCGACUUCAUCAACGGCUACCCAGGACUCUCCCUCUCCGUGUGGAAUACCACCAUGGAUGCCCCGACCACCUUCACUCCGUUCAAUGAUACCUGGUUUGACUACUGGGACUCCAGCAGCACCCAACUCGAUUUGGUGGCGACCCGUAGCGCUCUGGCCGGCGAUGUGGUUGCCAGGCCUGAUGUUGCUGCCGACACGUGCGGUGUCGGCUGGAACUGCAGCUAUACCAUAUCGUUUGUGGCACCCGGAUACAAGUGCACCGAGAUAGCAAGGGGCCGCAAUCUUGACCAAGCCCAGCUGAGCAGGGAUCAUGGCGUGCCUUUCAAUGCCAGCGAUUUGAUGCCUACCGGCGAUUAUGGCUACAUAGCAAGCACUACAAUCGGCGAUUACGCUCGCCCUCAGAUCGACGCUGGGGCUGCAGGUAUUCCUCUCGACGGGCCGCCCUUUCCCAGAAACCUAGGCGCCUUUAGGACGGAGCCAGUUCUGUGGAUUGGUCAUGCUGUCCCAACUGGCGAAGGCCCGCCGCCAACGAGCAGGAACGAGCCCGGAUUUGACACUGCAUUUGAGGCGUCGAUUAUCCGGUGCGACCACUACCUGACUAACUACAAUGUCUAUUUCAACCAUACCUUUUCCUCCCAAGUUACGACCGUCGUUAGCAGGGAGUUCCUGCAUCCCAUCAUCAACACGACAUUUGUGGACAAAACCAUGGACGACGGCACAAGAGACAAUACGACGGCGACGCCAGAAUCAAACUGGAUCCGCCCUCUUGACGUGGAACGGUACCGGGUGACGGCUGGCUACCACUCCCUUGGCUCUCGCCUGCGCCGCUACCUCGACGGCCGGAUCAAAUACCUGCCGUACGCUCUCACGGAAAGCGACGUGACGCAGACGAACCUGAUUGACAAGAUGACGUACCUAGCCGUUCCCAACCUCAGAGAAGAGGUGCAGCGCUUCUACGAGAACAUCACGCUCUCCCUGUUCUCCAACCCGCAGUUUGUCAUUGUCUCCUGGGCCGCCAAGCCCAACGUGCCCAGCGGCAGGGACAACGUCACGGCCACGGCCGCCGAUCCCAGCCUGGCCUACCCCUGCAACAAGACGCGCAUUGCCAACGCCUACGUAUACCUGAAACGCGAUUUAUGGAUUGCCUACGCCGUCGCCAUUUCGGUGGCAAUCAUCUGCGCCGCGCUGGGUACCGCCGCCCUCGCCCAAAACAACUACCACGUGCGCGACGUGCAUGUGUCGAGCAUUGUCGCUGCCACCCGAGCGCCCUGUCUCCAGGCGCUGCCGUGGAACACGGAUUCCAAGUGGGGAGAGGUGCCGGACGAGGUGCUGAGGACUCGCAUGGGGUACGGAGUCAUCAGGGAGGGAGCAGCUGACACGGGGGCCGUUCCUGCUAGUUGCAGCAGCAGUUUUGUGGAAGGAAGCCCGGACACGGACAGAGGGGGCGUGAGGGCCAGCAGGGUGUAUUACGGGUUUGCUCAGGAGGAGAUUCUGGAUCGGUCAAGGGCAGCUACGUCUGGCCAUGGAGGGGCGAAGCCGAAGCUGGCGAGUGCCUUCAGCUUCAAGACCUGGGAG